GGUAAAACGCAUUUAUAUUAAAUACAAAAUUCAAAUUUACUACUUAAAAGAGUUGCUUUAACUCUAAUUACUUCACCAUGGUUUUUGAAUCGAUUGUCGCCGAUUUGAUAAAUCGAUUUUUGGGAGAGUAUGUGGAGAAUCUGGAUAGAAAGCAGUUAAAAAUCGGUCUUUUCGGAGGCGAUAUUGUAUUGAACGAUCUUAUAAUCAAACACACUGUUUUAAAUGAAUUGGACUUACCGAUCACUGUAACAUAUGCUCGUUUGGGAAAAUUAAUUUUGAAGAUUCCAUAUACGGAAAUUUACAAAGCUCCUGUUGUUGCGAUUGUUGAGCGCUUAUAUCUUCUCGCGGUUCCCAACAACUCCAUCGUGUACGAUGCUGAAAAGGAGAAAAACCAACAGAUUGAAGCGAGGAAAAAUGAAAUCCUCAAAAUUGAAAAGGCAAAAUUGGAUCAGGAGGAAAAAGAUAAACCAAAAAUGGAAAAGGGGUUUGCAGAAAAAUUAGUCACACAAAUUAUCAAUAACAUUCAAAUCAAAAUCAAUGAUGUUCAUAUUCGUUAUGAAGACCGUUAUACCAUAAACACACCUUUUGCAUUUGGUGUCACUCUUAGUAAGUUGAGUGUCCACACUACAAAUGAAAACUGGAUAGAAGAAAUAGUACAAGCAUCGGUAACAAAGAUAUUCAAGGUGGCACAACUUGAAGGUCUUGCUGUAUAUUUAAACCAUGAUGCAAAAUUAUUCCAAUCAGAAGAUAUUUCAAAGUAUCCUGCAUUAUUCAAGGAAUCGAUUGCUUCCAAAACGGAUUGGCCUAGUGACUAUAAUUACAUUUUUGGACCAAUUUCUUUACUUACCAAACUACAACUGAAUCCGAAGCCAGAAGAAGACGAGAAUCCUUAUACGAUUCCAAAAAUUAAACUGGGAAUAAAGAUGGAGAAACUUCGCUUAGGAAUAAGUCGUGAACAGUACAAAUACAUGACACAAUUGAUUGAAGUAAUGGGUAGGAUGGUUAGAGGAACACCAUACAGAAAAUAUAGACCUGUUGGAAUACCAUAUCGAGGACAUUAUCGAGCUUGGUGGAAAUUUGCUUACGAAUGUAUUCUUGAAGUGGAAGUUCGAAGACGGAGAAAAAAUUGGGACUGGAAUCACAUAUUAGAACAUAGGAAUUCCUGCAAAGCUUAUGCCGAGGCGUACCGAACAAAAUUAACAUCCAAAAAACCCAGUACCGAUAUUGUCAAACAAUGUGAGGAGUUUGAACAAACACUCGAUUUAUACAACAUCAUAAUCAUUCGUCAAAAAAUUGAACUGGAAGUAGAAAAGUUAGGAAAACUAGAGAAGGAACAACCUAAAAAAGGUUGGUUUAGUUGGUGGGGUGGUAAAGAUGCGGAAACAAAAGAAAGCGAUUCAACAGAUGACAUAAAGAAAAAGUUUGAGGCUGCAAUGACAUCCGAAGAAAAAGCAAAACUCUAUGAUGCCAUUGGCUAUCAGGAGAACUUCACUCCAACUGAAGAUCCUGAGCACUUCAUAGGGACUGAUAUCACAUUUGAACUGGAUGCUUUAGAAGUCGUUGUUCGUGAUGAAAUCUUUGACACUAGUUUGGGCGACUUAUUCGAAGAAAUUCUAUUUUUACAACUUAAAGGAGUCAUUUGUAAUGUACAACAAAGAUCAGCAGCAAAUGCAUUGCGAUGUGGCGUACAAAUGGACGAAUUCCGUAUCGAAGGUGUGAAGCAAGAGGGAGAAAAACCAUUAAUGGUAACGUCAAAUAUGAUCGACUCGCCUGGAGUACUAUUGGAUAUCAUGUUUGAAACAAAUCCAAUUGAUAAGAAAUGUGACCAACGAAUCAAGAUAUCGUCUAAACCAAUUCAAAUCGUCUAUGAUGCUAAAACAAUUGUACAAUUGAUUAAAAUAUUCCAGACUCCUAAAACAACAACGAUAAACAUGCUCCAAGAUGCGGCAGCUGAAAAAUUAAUAAACAUAAAAGAGCGAUCAGCUACUGGAUUACAAUAUGCUAUAUCUAAGCAUACAAGGCUAGAAUUGGAUAUCGCUUUCAUGCCCAGUUAUUUGAUUGUUCCAUUCGGAGGAGCAUAUAAACGACAAGAAUCAGUAUUGGUCCUCAGUCUGGGCAAACUGAUUGUUCGAACAGAGCCUCGUCAAACAAAUGAUACAGAUAUUCGUUCAAUGCAUCAAGCUGGAGCGAAGCAGGAAGAUAUUUUAGCAGAAAUAAUUUCUAGAAGCUAUGACCGAUUCACUUUUGAAAUACAAGAUGUACAAGCAAUCGUGGCAAAGCCAGAAGAAAAUUGGCUCAUAUCCAUUACAAAUUGUGUCGAGACGAAAAUGCAUCUUUUGCAACCAACCUCUUUGAAAGUCAUGGCGAGUCUUUGUGUAAUCGACGACGAUCCCCGUUUACCAAAAUCUAAAGUUGCCGGUGAACUAUCAAGCAUCAAUGUUUGUGUCACUCAAGACCGUGUUAUGGAAUUAAUAUCCAUUCUCACAAGUAUUCCCUUGCCCGAGUCAGACAAUGUUGUCCCUACACAACUAAGUAAAGAUUCCAAUAGAUUUGGAUCGAGCAUUUCGCUAUUAAAGUACUUGGAUGAUAGACAAAAGAACGUUAGUACCGCAAUACCUGACACAGUUUACGAGGUAGAUGAAACUGAGGUUACACAAUUCACCGAUAUAGAAAUUUCAUUUGUGUUAAACGAGUUUAAUUUGACAAUAUGCAACAAUGAAUCUUCAAGUAAAAGUUCAUCUGAUAUUUUUGUGACACCCACUGGAGAGUUCCCUACAACACCCGUGAAUGAUGUCAUCUCUCAAGCAGCACUUUCAUUCGAUUACCCUGCACCUUUUGAAAAAAAUAAGUUAUUACAUUGCAAAGUCAAGCAAUUGGAAAUUAAUUUAGUUCAACGCACAUAUGAUCUUAAAAUAGACUUAAAAUUGGGAGCCAUUGCUGUAGAUCAAUAUCGCCGAAGUAAUGAUGUUGAAACAGUUCUUAACAUCAUUAAUACCCCAAAAUACGAUAAGAACUCAGACUACCUCUUUAUUUUGAAUUACAUCAACUGCAAGAGAUCAUCUCCUGAAUUUACCACAAAGUAUGGUAGUGUUGAACAACUGCUUGAAAUAAAUUUUUCAACUCUUUUGGUUUUAUUACAUCAAGAAGGAAUAAAUGAGCUGUUAGAGAUCUUGAGUGAUAUUCAAACUAAAGUGGAUAAUUUGUUAAAAACAAACAAUGAAAACAAAAACAGAAUUGCUCAGACAAGCGAUGAACCUAUUCCAACAGCAAUACUGAAUGUAACAAAAGGAAAGUUACCAGCUAUUUUGGAGGACGAGUCACAUUCGAAACGCCAAUCGAACAUCAAGUCCAGCCCUCCAGUUGUUGACAGCAUCAAGUUCAAAGUUAUUGCGAAACUGGAGGAUGUUGCUGUCGAGCUACAAAAUGAGAGCAGGUCUCUCGCAAUAUUAGAAUUUCAAAACUUACAAGCAGGAGUCAGCAUUAAAUCAUCCUAUACUGAUAUAAAACUCAAAUUGCAGGAUAUUAUAGUCACUGAUCGGAACCCAAAUGCUGUUCAUUCGAAAAUUUUAUCAAUUGUAGGAGACAAUGCACUCUCGUGCGAAUUGGUUUUAUUUAAUUUAGAUGAAACUUCGUCGUAUAAUUCAGACAACAUGAACAUUACUAUAACGAUGGGAUGCGCGAAAAUAGUUUUCCUAAAUCUAUUUGUAUCAUCUGUUCUAGAUUUCCUAGACAACUUCCAAGCAGCUCAGCAGAAAAUUAAAGAUGCUAGUGCAUAUGGGUUAGAAGCUGCCAAAACAAAUGUCGUGGAGGCGUACUCCCAAGCUACCCGAAUGAAGUUGAAUAUAAAAAUUAAAGCCCCUCUAAUAAUCGUUCCAGUUGAUUCAAAAACUGUGGAGGCGAUUGCUGUAGAUUUGGGUUUUUUAAGCAUCACGAAUAAGUGUACGGAUAUUAUGACUAAUCAUGAACUAAGUCCAGCCGUUAUUGAUAUAAUGAAAGUCGAAUUGAGCGACAUGAAAUUGUCAAAAGUCAUCGUAAGAGCAGCGGAUGAUGUUGGACAUUCGAGAUUUGGUGGAGACGAACUGUACUAUGGUAUUCAAUCAGACUCACAAAUUCUCUGCCCUACUAGCUUUACUUUAAUUUUGAAAAGGAAUUUAUCGGCCUCCUGGUACAAAGAGCAGGCAGAAAUUGACAUAUCCGGUAGAAUUGAUUCCAUUGAACUAAAUAUUGCAUCUAGUGACUAUGUGAUGGUAAUGAGUAUACUUUCUAAAAAUAUGGCAGAAACAGCUUCUACUAAAAAACCUGUUGCAGCUGCAACUCCUUCUGCUCCACCUAAAAUUGAACAACAAACUAGCAUCAAAAAUAAAAUGCCCACCGAUAAGUCUGUAGAUGUUCCCAGUGAUUCAACUGGAUCACAUUCCGCUCUCUCGCAAGAUAAGGUUGUCGUUGACACCUUCCUCAAAUUCAGCUUCCAACUAAAUAGCAUCAAGAUUAAUCUCUUUACUGCUCCUAACGAGGGAUUGGCAACAUUUGGAUUGUUUUACAUUUCGGUGAAAGGUCAAAAGUUAGUCGAUAGCUGUUUGACUACAUCCAUUGUUUUGUGCGACGUACACUUGGAUGACACUCGGUCAAAUCGUCAAAACAAAAUAACAAAAUUUAUGCAUCGCCGCGAUCACCCAAACAAUUCGACAAACGAUCCAGUCCGAUCAAUGAUCGAUGUUACGUUGAAUAUAAAAGAAAACGACAUGUUUGCGGAUGUAAAAAUCUUCAGUUUCAAUCUGAUAUUGUCCAUCGAUUUUCUCAUGAAAAUCAGUAACUUUUUCCAAACGGAAACGAUGGACAAAGCAAACGAUAUCAAGAGCGUGGCAAACAAAAACAAGCAAGUUCAAUCUGCAGCUCUUGCAACUCAAAAACAAGAAAACAACUCGACUAUGACUCUAUUGUUGCACAUUGAGCAACCCGAUAUAAUUUUGGUUGAACGGAUGGAUGAUGUUAAUUGUUAUGCCCUUAUUUUGAAUAAUGAGGUGUCCGUUAAAGUUAGGCAAGUUGGAGAUAAACAAGUUAUCAAAGGAGAAAUACAAAACUUCUGUCUAUACUUAAGUGAAUUUAAUCCGGAUGUUCGCAGUACUGCUAAAAACUAUAUUAUUGACCCUUGUUCGAUUACUUUAAAUGGCUCAAUGCCUUAUGAAGAGCAAAUGAAUAUUUCUAUUUUAACAUCUGAUAUAAAAGUUUCCGUUUCACCUUCCACGAUCGAAUUAUUAAGUAACAUUGUUCAUACAAUGACAACUGCAGAAAAUUUAGUAUCUGAGACCACAGAACCGUUACCUGAUUUGAAAGACAUUUGGAAAGAAGAGACAUUUGAAAAUGAGGACUUUUGGUUUACAAAAAUAGAUGAGCCAGAAGAAGGAGUUGCAGCUGAAUUCGCACUUGUUCAUAACUCCAAAUCAGAAUCGUGCAUAGUUCAAGUUCCGUCUCUCGUAAUUAUUAUAGAAACCGGAGUGGGAGUUCACACCAUUCCAAUGCUUUUUGUUGAGGCAAAUAUGGAGGCCAAAAUAAAGAAUUGGUCGUCUGAUAUCUCCGUAGAUGGUACUUUGAGACUCGGAACUUCAUACUAUAACAAUAAAAUGGCUGUAUGGGAGCCGCUAUUAGAACCGAUUGAACGAGAAUUACCAAGUGGCGAAACAGAUUAUCAACUCUGGGAAUUAAAUUUCGAGAUGAACGUAGACAACAAUCAAGAUAAAGAUGAUGGGGAUGAAUCAAGCUCGACCACAAAAAUGAAAAUAUCUUCUAUUAAUACAUUGGAAUUGACCGUUACAAAUACAAGUUUGGAGGUGUUACAAAAUUUAAGCAAAGCAUUUUCUGAAGCAAUGAAACCUACUGGAAUCGCAAAAUUAGAACCUGAAGCUCCGUAUGUAGUGGUAAAUGACACUGGCGAAAUAAUAUCCUUAGAUUUGAAGAAGAGUGGAUUCGUAAUGUAUACCAUGCAUAGAGACGUUAAUUGCGAAGACGAGGAAACAAUAACUAUUGGACCAAAUACAAGAACAUUCCUACAGCCAGAAGUGGAAUCAAAUGUUCUCGAAUCAUUUUUCUUAUCGAAAUCUAAAAAUCAAAACAAUUCUCAGGAAAGAUUUUUAUAUGUAAAUAUUGGAGAUAUGGAUAAGCAAAUUUGUUUACCUGUGUAUAAAGCUGAUCACAGAUAUUUUCCAUUGUACCGCGACUCCAAUCAGGAGCCAUGGGCAAUCGUAUCAGAAGUAAAGAUAAAUUUGGAUUCUAUUCACGUAACAUUAAGAAGUAUUGUACAAGUACACAACCAUUUCACAGCUCCAAUUUCGAUUUAUUGCAUUGAGAAUGAUCAAUAUCAAGAAAUUGCUGAGGUUCUUCCCAACCAACGACACAAUGUACCUCUAUCAGCAGUUUAUUUGCAAAAAAGGGAAUUGUAUUUUUCUAUGCAAGGUUAUAAACCUUCAGCUCAAGGCAUCAGUUGGAAAGAGGGUUCGAGUAAUUUUAACUUAUCUAAAAGUCUUCAAUGCGAUCCUCUAAAUACUUACGAACCCUUUUUUAUAAAUGCAAUACGAGAACGCCAAGAAGUUUUCCACGAAGUUACUACAAGACAUACUAUGUUAAGCGCCUCUUAUAUAAUUCAUUUGCGACCAACACUCACUUUGAAGAACUGUCUUCCUAUAGAGAUUCAAGUUUGUGUUUUAGGAUGUAGCGUAGCCCGAGAAAUACCUCUCGAUUCUCCGUCGGCUAAUCAAAGUGAAGGACAAGAUUACUUAGACUAUGGAAUUAAGGAAGUAAAGCCCGGCGAAAUUUUGCAUCUACCAACAAUUAAAACAUCAUCAAAGCCUAAAGAUGCACAAACUUAUAUUGUUGUUAAACUAACACAAUAUCUGGAAAAGGAUUGGUCGUGUACAACUGAAGUGCCAUCUGAGCCAGUUGACUUUGUGGUUUGGACCUUUAAUUCUUAUGACUCGGUUGAGAUAGUGUCUCUUCAACUUGGUGUAAGAUGUGAAAAUAAGAAUAGUGGCAUGAUGUUGACAUUAUAUUGUCCUUUUUGGUUCAUCAAUAAAACUGGCCUUUUGCUGAAUUAUCGAGCGAGUGAUGAUUCCUCAAAUAUUUUGUAUCAUCCUGCCACAUUAAACCAGCCAAUUCUAUUUUCGUUCAAAGAAAAAUCAUUUUAUGGGAAGAAAAAGGCUACAAUUCGAGUUGCAAAUGGAGAUUGGUGUGAAAAGUUUUCCCUAGAUACGGCUGGCUCGAGUGGUGUAAUUUCCUGUAAAACAAACGAUGUAACUUAUCAGAUUGCUGUACACAACACCCUGACACAUAACUCUCUGACAAAACAAAUAGUCUUUAUGCCGUAUUACGUCAUCAUUAAUAGAGCACCCUUUACAAUUGAAGUACAAGAGCACCAAAGGCCAGCAGAUCCAUGGAUUAAGGUCAAAACAAAUGAUUGUGCUGCAUUAUGGCCCAAGUCUGAAAACGAAAAAGUGCUUCAUGCUAAAAUAGAAGACACACGCGAUCAAACACAACCUUUCAAGUAUACUGACGUUCAGUGUACGUUACUCAAACUAAACAACAAAUAUGGUGGAAUAAAUGUUGAUGUACAUGUAACUGAAGGAGCAGUUUACAUUACUUUUACUAAUUACCAUCAUGGAGAUGCUCCGGCUCUUCUUAUAAAUCAUUCUGAUAAACCAAUAACAUUUUGGGAGAAAGGAAACAUUAACAAAAGGUCAUUAAAUCCUAAAUCGAAGCUUCUGUAUACCUGGCAUGACCCAGCUGGCGAUCGUGUUCUUUUGUGGGCAAAUGGUACAAAGCACAUGGAAAAUGAUUUGCGUAAAGAUGGCAUCGGCAAGUUCAAAUAUGAAAAUGCCGACGAACAACUUUGGUGGAUUUCCUUUUUAGAUGGCACACAAAGAGUUUUAUUGUUUUCCAAAAAUGAUAGUAUAGCAAGCGGAACACAAGCAACCAACAGGUUCAAUCAAGUUACACAAGAAAUCAGUGUUGCUAUUCAUGGCAUUGGACUCUCGUUAGUAAAUAGCAUCGCACAAAAAGACGUUAUGUAUGUGGGAAUCGCUAGUUCCGGCGUAAUUUGGGAAGAAAAGAAAAAAUCUCGUUUCAAGUCCAUGAAAAUACAUGAGUCUCAAAUUUUGGAAGCAAAAUAUCAGGAGUUUUUAGAUGACGAUGUCAAUGGGAAAGCAGAAUAUGGCUUCAUUCCAGUAGAAGGAAAAAUGGAGGCCAAUUUCCGUACUAUGAAGAUUAAAAAAUCAUCAGAAAGAGACAUUCGUAGAACAUUCUACCCUGGACUUUGGGUAGAAUUAAAAACUUCUCCUUUCCAAAUGCAACUACAUGCAAAGAUUAAUCGAAUACAAAUUGACAAUCAACUUUCGGACUGUAUAUAUCCUGUUGUCCUUGCACCUGUACCUCCACCGAGAAGUGUCGCUACCUCCAUGGAACUGAAACCUUUUAUAGAAAUGAGUGUAGUUCAAAGAAUAAUUCCCCACUCGAAUGUCGCACAAUUCAAAUAUUUACAUGUUUUAAUGCAAGAAUUCCAUAUAAAGGUCGAUUUAAUUUUCAUCAAUGAAUUAUUUGAAAUCGUAUCUUCAGAAAGUACGGAAGAGGAAGCGAAAGAACUUUUUAUUAAAGAUUUGGAUGUACAAAAUCAACCGUUACUAGCUCAUGUUACCGUACAAACACAACAAGAACAAAAGAACUUUUACGAUAAUUUACAUUUGGGUCCUCUCAAAAUACAUGUUUCCUUCAGCAUGGCUGGAUCUGAAAGUUCUGCGCUUCCGGGCAUACUUUCUACUAUUUUGCAAGGUGUUGGUGUUACGUUGACCGACAUUAACGAUGUAGUUUUCCGUUUGGCCUUUUUCCAAAGAGAAUUUCAAUUUCUGACACAAAGACAAUUGAUUUCGGAAUGUGUGUCGCAUUACACAGGUCAGGCACUAAAACAAGUGUAUGUGCUUGUGCUAGGAUUGGAUGUCAUUGGAAAUCCCUAUGGAUUGGUUCUUGGAUUUACAAAAGGUUUUGAGGAUCUAUUUUAUGAACCGUUCCAGGGAGCCAUUCAAGGGCCAGGGGAAUUUGCUGAAGGUCUUGUUGUGGGUAUACGGUCGUUGUUUGGGCACACGGUUGGAGGAGCUGCUGGGGCAGUCUCGAAAAUUACAGGUGCUGUUGGCAAAGGAUUGGCUGCGUUGACGUUUGACAAAGACUAUCAAAAGAGUCGUCGAGAUGCCCUUAACAAGAAACCUGAAAACCUUCAAGAAGGUAUUGCUAGAAGUGGUAAAGGGCUCGUUAUGGGUGUUUUUGAUGGUGUCACUGGUGUCUUUACGAAACCAAUAAGUGGAGCUAAACACGAAGGCGUAGAAGGGUUUUUCAAAGGACUAGGAAAAGGAGCAGUUGGGUUAGUAGCAAGACCAACAGCAGGUUUUGUCGAUUUUGCAAGUGGAAGUUUUGAUGCAGUCAAGAGAGCAACUGACAUAUCGGGAGAGACUUUGCGUUUAAGACCGCCAAGGUUUUUGCACUCUGAUAACGUUCUUAAGCCAUACAGCAAAAAAGAAGCUGAAGGAAAUAAAUUAUUGCGCGAGGUUGAUAAAGGAAAAUUCGCUGCCACUGACACUUUUAAGAACUACGAGGUGAUCUACGACAAUAAAGAAGCAAUUCUUUUAACAGAUCAUCGAAUAAUAUAUACUAUUAAGAACGAUCUUUUUGGUGGAUGGCAGUCUGAAUGGUCAUACCAAUGGAACACUUUUAGUUCUGUCAUAGAAUGUGACAAAGGCAUCGAGUUAGUUUUGUCUCAACAAAAAAGCAAAUCAAAACUCAAGUCAAUGUUUGGCAAUUCUGAUGUGGGAAAGAAAAUCAUUUUUGUCAGCAGUUUAGAGAAACGAACGAGGCUUGUAGCCAUUAUAAAUCAAUUGAUUACGAACUAUUUGAGUCAAUAGAUGCCAGUGAAAACAAUCGUUUAUACUGUUUGUUACCUAAUCAACUAUUUUGAAGAAUAAAAUCAGUAAAUAAUAUAAUUGACACUU
Culicoides brevitarsis is the source of this 10022-nucleotide messenger RNA. It is a transcript of the gene Vps13, whose product is annotated as intermembrane lipid transfer protein Vps13. The transcript is spliced from 34 exons. The coding region runs from base 78 to 9935 and encodes 3285 amino acids. Gene Ontology annotation, cellular component: extrinsic component of membrane. The record is from RefSeq and is a predicted model, not a curated record. Gene Ontology annotation, biological process: protein targeting to vacuole; protein retention in Golgi apparatus. Lineage: Eukaryota; Metazoa; Arthropoda; Insecta; Diptera; Ceratopogonidae.